Messenger RNA from Guillardia theta CCMP2712, 1602 nucleotides. RefSeq lists its product as hypothetical. The coding region runs from base 6 to 1136 and encodes 376 amino acids. The record is from RefSeq and is a predicted model, not a curated record. The transcript is spliced from 9 exons. Gene Ontology annotation, molecular function: protein binding. NCBI's taxonomy places the organism in Eukaryota, Cryptophyceae, Pyrenomonadales, Geminigeraceae.
AAGGAAUGGCGAGGAGGAGCUUGGGAAUCAGGUUCGCAUCGCAGCGGACAGGAGGAGGUGAAGGCCUGAGGGUCGAAGAAGUGCUCGAAGGGUUUGAUGCUUCUGUGGACGGAAAAGUUCGCCGUGGGGACAUAGUGAUUGCAAUCGAUGGAGUGAAGAUCUCGGAGUUGAGUAUGAAGGAGAUGACGAAUUUGAUACUUGGUGAGGAAGGCUCGUGCGCACAGUUGGAUGUCCUUAGGAACGAGGACCAACAUUCCGUCAUACGUGUGGAAGUAUUCCGAGGCAACAGCGCUCAGGAUCGUGCAGAUGAACAUCGCGCACAUCAAAGUAAAGAGGACGCUAACCGAAUCACUAGCCACCGGAUAUUCGAUACAAGUAUGAGCAAGUCUUUAUCUGAUGGAGAACUGCACGAGGCACGAAGAUUAUUUGAAAGGUUCCAGAAGGAGAACCAAAGCUCAAGAAUCACAUUCGAUCAAUUCAAGCAGAUCUAUGCUUACAGGCAGACCGAGAGGGACAAGAAACCGGACACAACAAACAUUCCUGUGAACCAGGGCGCACUGUUUAAGAGUGAAGAACAGCUGGAAAAUAUGCUGACGAUGGAACACAAAUUAGCAGAAAGAAGACGCAACAAUCUCAAGACGGUCUCCAAAGAGAAGCUCUGUCGGUCUUUGUCAAAACUCUAUGUUCAAACAAAUAGUAGCCAGCAGACAGAGUUGAAAGCAAAAUUCCGGCAUAUGUUGGAAAACGACGAUGACAAUCACCGCAUUAAUGACUUCGCCAACUUCGUUUUAGAACUUUUCAAUGAUCUAUCUGAUAGAGAUUCUCCGGCAAACAUCGAGCUUGAAAUUGAAUUCCGGGCAAUUUUUGCAGACUUGCUCUCAGUGCCUUUGGACAUCUUUGAUUCAGAGCGCUCGGUUCCUCGAAGGCUCCUUCCACACCUGAUGAAGUGGAAACGUGCGCAGAACAUCGAAAUAGCCAAGAAGAUUGGACUAGAUGAAAUCGUUGAAGAUGAUACGGAUGAGCUAUCUUACCAAGAAGAACCUGUUUCAUCUCAUCCCAUGUUAGAAAGACUGAGAAACGAGCUGUCAACUUCCAAAGCUCAAAAGUUUUUUGAAAGCAUUAGCGCAUGUUCAUAGUUGUCGCUUAAAUCUUCUUGGAAUCAAUGUUAAAAGAUGAAGAAAGAAUUACACUUUACUUGGGAUGAAACAAAGCUGAACUAUGUUAAAGAAUAACGUCUACCUCAAUACGUAUCACUCAACAGGGCAAGAAACGAUAAAGUUGGUUGGAACAGAUGAACAUAACAAAGUAACAAGAUGGGAGAAAAACACAUUUCAUAGCAUAUGAGUCAUCGCGUAGUGCCACAUAUUUUAAGUUCUCUUGAAUAGGGAUGAACGAUUUCCCAUUGCACGCUUGAGAAUGGAAUCAAUGCCGUUGCUCGAAUCGAUGACGCGCAUCCUAGCAUCAUGCUCCUGAUGAGAAGUACGCGGUGGGCCUGACCAUGGCUUGAAGAUGCUGUCCUUCAUUCCGAGUUUGUGCCUCUCAUGACUCAGUUCCGCGUCUCCCCUGAUGAACAUGUUGGCUCCGAAAAGGCUCGACAGCAUC